Molecule: messenger RNA, 293 nt
Organism: Cinclus cinclus
Lineage: Eukaryota; Metazoa; Chordata; Aves; Passeriformes; Cinclidae
Gene: PMAIP1
Product: phorbol-12-myristate-13-acetate-induced protein 1
Exons: 2
Coding region: 1-261 (86 amino acids)
Biological process (GO): DNA damage response; apoptotic process; release of cytochrome c from mitochondria
Source: RefSeq, a predicted model, not a curated record
AUGAUGCCUGGCCGGACCCUGCACAAAGCCACGCCACCAGCCGCUCCUGCAGGGCGGGAGGCGGCGGCGGCGGAGUGUGCCCUGGAGCUGACCCGCAUCGGCGACAGAUGGAACCUGCGGCAGAGGCUCCUCAACCUGCUCGCCAAGUUGUUCUUGCCGAGCCCCGAAACGUGGGCUGCCCGCGGACACGGCGAGAGGAACAGAGGAGGAGCUUGGCUUUGUGGGUUUGGAAGAAGAGGCUCCACAGAUAGUGGGAGAUGAAGAGACCUCAAAUCUCGCUGCGUUGUAUUUAG